This is a messenger RNA of Drosophila navojoa, 443 nucleotides long. RefSeq lists its product as uncharacterized. Lineage: Eukaryota; Metazoa; Arthropoda; Insecta; Diptera; Drosophilidae. The record is from RefSeq and is a predicted model, not a curated record.
AUGAUCGUAUCAGCCAAGCCUAUGCUCAAAAUUUGUAUUUUCUGUGCUUUCGCUGUUUUGAGUAGCUUCAGCUCAGCAGAACAGUUGAAUGGCAUCCGGAGAGAUGACAUAACUUAUAAGCCCUAUCCAGGUGACUGCAAUCGCUAUUAUCAGACACGAGCACUUAACUGUCCGACCAAAUCCUACUGGAAUGCCCAAUUGCAACGCUGUGACACCAAUGCGCUGAGCAAUUGCUCGAAAUUUCCGAGUCAACGCGAGGAAGAUUUCAAUGGGUUGUGUAAGGAUAAGCAGGGCACUUUUAUACCCUAUCCCGGAGACUGCACGCGUUUCAUACAGUGCGACUAUUUGCCUUUUGUGAAGAGCUGCCCGCGCUACUUGUACUGGAACUCCCAGCUGCUGACCUGUGACAAAAUCUGUGUUUAGCCAAGAGCAACUAAACUAAA